GCAUGGUGUGAAAGCCAGCCGGUUCUCACCGUCUCGCACUUUCUCUUUACUCCCCCGUCUGACCACCCUUCGUUCCUUCCUCUGCCCUCCGAAUCCUCUUUGGUCUCCGCGAUGACCGGUAUUACUUUUCUGGUAGCUAGCUUCUGGAAAUGACGCCAUAAGUCGACAGCUAUAGCCAGUGGAGAUAAAACUAUAUAUAUAUAGAAAGAAAGACGGGAAGUGAAGAAAGAUGAUGCUGGAGUAUGAAUGGGGGAAUCCUGCGGCGGCGGCGGCGGCGGCGAUGCUGUUGUUCGGGGACCAGGAGACCGGGCAGGACACGGGGCAGGACCGAGAGGUACUGUUCGACAACUACGGCAGCCACGGUGGCCUCGGCGGCGUCGACUUCUUCCCAAACCCGCAGCCUCUGACGGCGGCGGCGCUCUUCUCGCCAUCCUCAUCGUCGUCCUCCUCCUGCCACCAGAGGUAUGGACUGGCGCUGCCGCCGGCGCCGGCGAGGAUCGGGCUGAACCUGGGCGUGCGGACCUACUUCUCCUCCACCUCGCCGGAGGAUCAAAUGGUCGUCGGCCGGGUGUGCCGGAGAAGGACUCGCACCGCCCGGUGCCAGGCGGAGGGGUGCGGCGCCGACCUCACCCACGCCAAGCACUACCACCGCCGCCACAAGGUCUGCGAGUUCCACUCCAAGGCCUCCAUCGUCAUCACCGCCGGUCUCUCCCAGCGCUUCUGUCAGCAGUGCAGCAGGUUCCAUGUACUCGCGGAGUUCGAUCAAGGGAAGCGGAGCUGCAGGAAGCGGCUGGCGGAUCACAACCGUCGAAGGAGGAAAUCUCAGGACCUUACAACGGCCACCAACAUUACCGCCACCCAGACCAAUAACGGCGCCACCAAUAAUAAUAGCGGCGUGACCAACAACUCGGUGGCCAAUCCAGAGAGAAUACUCUUCACUACCAGCAGCAGCACCACCACCAACAACAAUAAUAAUAUUAACAACUGCUCUCCUACCGGUCCGUUGGGGUUCACUACCUGCAAGCCGGAGACUGAGUCUUCGGUGACUCCGGUGUCGUCUCCUCCGCCACCUCUACCGCUGCCACUGCCCGCACCUGCCACAGCGCCAAGGAUGGCGCUGGGGCUGGGCUGUGGCGGUGGAGGCCUUGUGACAGUCCCAGCGGCAGCGACAGGGCUGUCGGCCUCGUCGUCAGCGGGCACUUCGCCGCCGAGCGUCUCAUUCCUGUCUCACCUUGUGGAGUUUGGUGGGCAUGAGAACCGUUACCCCAGCUGGGACGAGGCGGGGGAUGGCCGCAGCAUUAGAGGUCUUUAUCAGAGCGCCUAGGAGAAGUAGGAGUAGUGGUAGUCUGUGUUUCUUGGUUGCUUUAUCGCUGUCUUUUUGAGUUUCUUCCUUCUUAAUAAGAGCUAUCUUAGUUUUGAAAACA
Molecule: messenger RNA, 1424 nt
Organism: Elaeis guineensis (African oil palm)
Lineage: Eukaryota; Viridiplantae; Streptophyta; Magnoliopsida; Arecales; Arecaceae
Cellular component (GO): nucleus
Molecular function (GO): DNA binding
Source: RefSeq, a predicted model, not a curated record